Messenger RNA from Tyto alba (common barn owl), 4533 nucleotides. It is a transcript of the gene FBXW11, whose product is annotated as F-box and WD repeat domain containing 11. The record is from RefSeq and is a predicted model, not a curated record. Gene Ontology annotation, molecular function: protein dimerization activity. The transcript is spliced from 16 exons. The coding region runs from base 351 to 1946 and encodes 531 amino acids. Lineage: Eukaryota; Metazoa; Chordata; Aves; Strigiformes; Tytonidae.
GGGGGGGGGGGCGGCCGGCGGCGGCGGGGCCUGGCGGGCGGGGCGGAGCGGAGCUGCCCGCCGCGAUGGAGCCCGACUCGGUGAUCGAGGACAAGACCAUCGAGCUGAUGACAAGUCUGAGAAGGAAAACCCAUUCGAAUCCCCUUUCAUUCUGGAUUGGUGGAUCUGAAGCCCAGAAACAAAGUUUCAGCAUUCAUUUUGUUGUAGCAAACACGUACUUUGAUCUUCAGGAGCAGAGUGGGACUGCGUUAUCGAUCAGCCUUCUGUGAAUUCAUUGUCCUAUCUAGAAGAGCGGUGUGUGUUCUGUGCCAAGGUCUUUGUGGCUAGGCUGCUCCAACCUGGUAGAGAGCAUGUGCGCACUGAGAUGCCUGCAGAGCAUGCCCAGUGUCAGAUGUCUCCAGAACACGUCAGUAAUGGAGGAUCAGAAUGAAGAUGAGUCUCCAAAGAAAAAUACCCUAUGGCAGAUAAGUAAUGGAACUUCAUCUGUGAUUGUCUCAAGAAAAAGACCAUCAGAAGGAAACUACGAAAAGGAAAAAGACUUGUGUAUUAAAUAUUUUGACCAGUGGUCUGAAUCAGAUCAAGUUGAAUUUGUGGAACACCUUAUUUCACGAAUGUGUCACUAUCAGCAUGGACAUAUUAACUCUUACUUGAAGCCCAUGUUACAACGGGACUUCAUCACUGCGUUACCAGAGCAAGGCUUAGAUCACAUAGCAGAAAACAUCCUUUCCUAUCUUGAUGCCAGAUCACUCUGUGCGGCAGAGCUGGUAUGUAAGGAAUGGCAGAGAGUCAUCUCUGAGGGAAUGCUAUGGAAAAAAUUGAUUGAAAGAAUGGUACGCACAGAUCCGCUAUGGAAGGGACUGUCAGAAAGAAGGGGUUGGGAUCAGUACCUGUUUAAAAACAGACCAACAGAUGGCCCCCCAAAUUCAUUUUACAGGUCCUUAUACCCAAAGAUAAUACAGGAUAUAGAGACUAUAGAAUCAAACUGGCGAUGUGGGCGACACAAUUUGCAAAGGAUUCAGUGCCGCUCUGAAAACAGCAAAGGUGUCUACUGUUUACAGUAUGAUGAUGAAAAGAUUAUCAGUGGCCUACGAGAUAACUCCAUUAAGAUUUGGGACAAAACAAGCUUGGAAUGUUUGAAAGUAUUAACGGGACAUACUGGCUCGGUUCUUUGUCUGCAGUAUGAUGAAAGAGUCAUUGUAACUGGAUCUUCAGAUUCUACAGUGAGAGUUUGGGAUGUAAAUACAGGUGAAGUUCUGAACACCUUGAUUCAUCACAACGAGGCAGUGCUUCAUUUGAGGUUCAGUAAUGGUUUAAUGGUGACGUGCUCGAAGGACAGAUCAAUUGCCGUUUGGGAUAUGGCAUCACCUACUGACAUCACCCUGCGUCGUGUCUUAGUUGGCCAUCGUGCUGCCGUUAACGUGGUAGACUUCGAUGACAAGUAUAUUGUGUCAGCAUCAGGUGACAGGACCAUUAAAGUCUGGAGUACAAGUACAUGCGAGUUUGUUCGUACUCUGAAUGGGCACAAGCGGGGCAUUGCAUGCCUCCAGUACAGGGAUCGACUAGUUGUCAGUGGAUCUUCAGACAAUACCAUUAGGCUAUGGGACAUCGAAUGCGGUGCCUGUUUAAGAGUAUUAGAAGGCCACGAAGAACUGGUGCGAUGCAUCAGGUUCGAUAAUAAGAGGAUUGUUAGUGGAGCCUACGAUGGCAAAAUUAAAGUUUGGGACUUGCAAGCUGCUCUUGACCCUCGUGCCCCAGCAAGUACAUUAUGCUUGCGUACGUUAGUGGAACAUUCAGGACGUGUCUUUAGACUCCAGUUUGAUGAAUUUCAGAUCAUUAGUAGUUCCCAUGACGAUACAAUUCUGAUUUGGGAUUUCUUAAACGUGCCACCCAGUGCCCAGAAUGAGACCCGCUCUCCAUCUAGAACAUACACUUACAUCUCCAGAUAACAGUCUGCACUUUACUACCCUCAGAAGGGUUUCACAGUCUUGAACUACUGGAUAUUUGGCUACUACAUGCCUGAAGAUGUUGAUUGACAACUAAAGUCAGAAUUGGUUCUAGAUGCUGUGUAGAUGCAAAGCAGCACAAUUCUAUAUCUAAAUUUCUUAAUCUUUCCUGCUCUCAGUGGUCGGUCGUCUUUGAAUUUACUGCAGAUUCACUGACUUCGAGUAGAUGAAUUUCAGAAGCCUAUCCUUCCCUGCAAUGAGAAAUCCAAAGCUUCACAUGUAAAUUGUCCGUAGAAACUGAACUCUGAUGGCUUGUUUUUCAGAAAUAAAAAGUCAAGAAAGGACUUGGCCUAAUUUAUAUUGCUUUGCACUUUUGUCUGACUUUAAAGAAAAAAACAUUCUCCGAUGAAAUUUGGGUGCCAAACACAUACCCAGAAUGUACAGAGCUUUGCUUUCAAAGUCACCAUUGUCCUUUAGACUUUACUCUCAUGACAGAUUCAGAGCCUGUUUUGUUUGAUAGGAGUGUAUGUUGGACUCUUAGAAAUGUUUCUGAAUCGCUCAGUAAUGUUUUUGGAUUACAGUUUACUUGUUUCUGCACCAAUAAUUUCUUUUAAAUUAAAGAUUACCUGUAAUUCAGGCUAGGUUACCUAAACUAGUGUAUAGCACUGUCUUUUCCUUUUAACUGUGCUCUGUACUACAGCCGUCCUACGCUUCCUAAUGUUUGGUAUAGUAAAACCUUUCCACGUGUGCUUGCCUCAUUUCAAAUACUGUAUAAGCAUGUAGAUAUAAUGUACAUAGCAGCGUAACCUCCGGGUGCUAGGAGUCAGGAUUUCCUGACACUACACACUAAUACAAAAUGUGGUAGCACUUGGCAGCAGGAUGUUCUAACUACUGGCACUGUAGGGGUUAAUAUGAGUUACUUAGACGUUUUCUCUGCAAAAGGAGGUUUUCAGUAUUCAUUAGGAUUUUUUUAAUGGGAACUACAUAUUUUAAAAUGUAAUUUCUAAACUUUUUAAAAAUUAAAAAGUGUUUAAUUUAUGUUCUGUAUCUUAUAUUUUUGUGCCGCAGUAUUUACAGAUGUCUUUCUUUUAGCACCAGUAGGUCCUCGCGAACGCCUGCUGAUGUCCUCCUUUAGCAUUAGUUUGCCUGCUCAAUGGAGAAGCUGCCAUGGGCCAAAGUUAAAUUUAUUUAUGUUUGAUUUGUAACACUUCCUUACGGUGGAGGGGAGGUCCCCUCAAGUCAGUGCUCUGGUUACCAUGCUGAUUGAUUACCGCGCUCGUUUCCCUUUCCGUAGCUUUCCGCCAUGACCACCUUGCGAUGUCCUGGCCAUGGUUCCUCUUCAUUAACAUGUCCUCAUUAGGAACUCUCAGCAGUUUCUUCGUCCGCUGUCACAGUCUCCUGUCUAAUUUAUGUGAUCAUAACAAACGCUCCUGCAUUUUUCUUACGUCCCAGUAAGACACGGAUAAAUGCAAACGUGAAUAUUUUAUCUGCGUUAGCCAUGUGUGACUACGCCUGUCGGUGGCUUUUCUUUAAUGCUUCAGUCUCGCUGAGCGUGAAAUCUGCCUGUUUUCCUGGGGAAGACGCGUGCUGGCGCAGCAAUGUAUUGUCAUUCCUUUGAUCGUUUGUACGUCGUGUGUGUGGGUUUUUUUGUUUUGUUUUGGUUUUUUUUUUUUUUUUUGUUUUGUUUUUUUUGUUUGUCCUCUGGCAGCACUUCCUCGGGUUUGCAUUUUCCCCUUUUACAACCAGAAAAGCUGGGGGAUGGCCGAUUGCCGAGGGAUCGGGGCAGCCGUGCCUGGGCGCAUCGUUUCUGUGUCAAGUGAAUUCAGAGAAAAGGCGUUCGUCGGGGCGCUACCAGACCGUCACAGAAGUGUGACUUCAGGUUUUCUCCUCUUCACCCUUCACACUGAGAGAGGUGUUGGGAUCAGUGUUUAAGUUAAACUCCCAUUUACGUGUUACUACAACAAUAUUUAUUUCAUCGAGAUGACCGAAUGUGGUGAAGUACAGAAGAUUAAAACCACGCUCCUAAGCGUCCAUAAGAUCACUUUUUGGUAAGCUUGACAGUAGUUCGUGAAAGUGUCUUACUUUACCCUUCUCAUCUAAUAGCUUUAAUAUUAAACUGUUUAAAAAGAAAAAUCUCUCGCAGCCCUGAAGAAAAAAGGUAUUUGUUUCCGAAGAAUGGAGUCCUUUUUUUUAAAAAAAUGCAUGUGUAAGAUUUAAAUUCAUGUUUUUUCCUUGGGAGAUAAUGGUAUUUGAACAUGCAGUCUAAACUUCUUUGUGCUUUGUGUAACAUAGCAGUGGACUUUUGUGAUUGGCACCCAAGGAACUUGACUCCUGGGAUUAAUGGUAGUGAUCCUGGCUGCGCUCUGGACUUUGUUUGCUAACCAUAAUUGAGCAACUGUACAUUACUGCUACAUUAAUGUUUCAAAGCACUGGGAUAGUCUAAUUCUAACUUGUAAUUAUGUUUGCCAAUUAUCUGUUUGGAAAGUUGAUGUAUGAACAGCUUCUUGAAACUGUUAAAUUGUACAGAUAUCGUUCAUGAUCUAAAGCUUUGUACUGUGGAAUGUGCUUAAUAAAAAAAAAAAAAUUUGAA